GUAGCAUGGUGAAAGGGUGCAAACUGCAAAGGCGAUGAAGUUAGCAGAUACAUACAGAGAUGCAGUGCAUAAAUGAGGACAACAUUUUCCGGCCGUUAACGGGGCCUACUCCGACCACAACUCUGACAAAAACUCUUACAUACGACGUGAUCUACUCCUCUACCUAUUAACUCCAACUUCUAGACCGUUGGAGAGCCCAAACCAAAUCAAAUUUCUGCAAAUCCUCUCAUUUAUUACUGCAAUUUCCGCCCAUACUUCUACUUCUAUCCUCCCAUAUUAAAGACUCACUCCCUCAUGUUUGCUUCGCCCUUCUCUCCCAACCCAAAAUCAAAGAUCGGAGCUUUCGCAGUGAUUGCUUUGAUUGAGAAUGCCUUGGCAAAGUGCGAUUGAGAAUGGAAGAAAUGGAGGGAAUUGCUGCAAGGUGAGGAAGAGGGGAGGGUCGUCGUCGUCGUCUUCAACCGUGAGGAGUUACCGGUUGAAACGGGCGGUUUUGGUCGGGAAGAGAGGCGGCGGGUCAACCGCACCGGCGCCGGAGUUUAGUACGACGACCACAUCAGCAAUACCGCAAAGUGAUGCCGAUAAGUCAUGUAACUACUCGGAGAAAGAGAGAGAAUUGUUGGUUUCUGCGCGGAAAUUGGCUGCUAAUUUGUGGCAGAUUAAUGGGUUGAAGGGGGAGAGUAAUGUGGAGGAAAGGGGUGAAGUGAAAUUGGGUAGGAAAGAGAGGGUUUUGAAGGAAAAUUCAAAAGCUUCGCAGUCUGAUGAUCAUUCUCAGGGAAUUGACAAGAUUCUGCAGACUGAUUACCCAUUUGAAAGUGAUUGCUUUAUGAAGAGCAGAAACCGAUUGAAAGAUAUCCGCCAUGGCCUCAGCACCUCAAAACAGCUACUAGAAGUUGUGAGUCACAUUUGGUCUCUUGAGGAGCAGCAAUCCACUUGUUUGACCCUCUUCUCCGCCCUCAAAUCCGAGCUCGAUCGAGCAAGUAUUCAUGUGAGCAAACUGAUGAAAGAACAGAAACACAACCAUGGCGCCAUAGAUAUUCUGGUGGAGCAGUUUGAGAAGGAGAAAGCAGGCUGGAAGAUGAGGGAAGAAUACAGGCUUCAGAGUGCCAUCACAACCAUUUCUGGAGAUCUGGAGACAGAGAAGAAGCUGAGAAGACAGACAGAGAGGCUGAACAGGAAGCUUGGCAAAGAAUUGGCUGACACAAGGGCAUCUCUAUUGAAGGCAACCAAAGAGGUGGAGAGUGAGAAGAGAGGAAAUGAAAUCUUGGAGAGUAAGAGCUAUGGAGAAUGGAGUUGUGAUUCAAAAGCUUGGAAAAGGGAUUGUAAAGGUGAUGAAUCUGAGAGAUACAAUAGGAGGAGGAUUAGAAACCUGAAAGAGCAGAUAGUUUGUGGUUCAAGAACAUCCUCCCAAGAUUUCACCUUCAUAUGAAGCUAAGCUAGGAAGUGUUUGUAUUAAAGUAGUAACAAAUUAAAGCUUGCAACCUAAUGGUAGACAUGGAUAAAGUUGAAGUCACUUGUGUAGAAGUACUUAAUUGAAUCCCUACUCUUUAGAUCAUGGCAUUAUUUUACACAUAAGUUCAAUAAUCACCACAUCAUUAUGGUUUUGGUGUUUCCCUCAAUUGUAUGUAUGAAAACUCCAUUACUUCACAUCCAA
This is a messenger RNA of Ipomoea nil (Japanese morning glory), 1651 nucleotides long. RefSeq lists its product as uncharacterized. The transcript has 3 exons. NCBI's taxonomy places the organism in Eukaryota, Viridiplantae, Streptophyta, Magnoliopsida, Solanales, Convolvulaceae. The coding region runs from base 368 to 1426 and encodes 352 amino acids. The record is from RefSeq and is a predicted model, not a curated record.